Melitaea cinxia (Glanville fritillary) is the source of this 1438-nucleotide messenger RNA. RefSeq names its product phenoloxidase-activating factor 1-like. The transcript has 11 exons. Bases 1 to 1350 code for a protein of 449 amino acids. The record is from RefSeq and is a predicted model, not a curated record. NCBI's taxonomy places the organism in Eukaryota, Metazoa, Arthropoda, Insecta, Lepidoptera, Nymphalidae. Gene Ontology annotation, molecular function: serine-type endopeptidase activity. Gene Ontology annotation, biological process: proteolysis.
AUGAUGAGGUUUUGGUCGGUAUUGUCGGUAUCAAGUGCUGAAGCUGACAUACGGUCUAGAAAUGCCUACCCGGGCAUCCUAGAUAUCACCCGUCAACCUUGUAAUGAGGGUGAAGUAACAGGUGUCUGUAGAAGAAUCUAUGAGUGUCCUUUCGCCAUAGACCUUGUUAAUAUACACCAAAAGAAGCCACCCACUUGUGGAUAUGAUUCUGAUGUGAAGAUUGUUUGCUGUCCAUCACAAGGUCUUCUGUUUCGAACUGGUACAUUCAAGGAUUAUUUCAAAGCAUCAAACGAUGGUGUCAUCAGGUCAAAGGAGUUGACAUGCCGUUACGAAGGUAGACAGCCGCUCCUUUGCUGUCAGAAUACACCGGACAUACCAGAGGCACCUGAACCGAAACAAUGUCCUCCACUACCAAAACCGAAGCUAUAUAAAGCUGCAACACAGUACCAACAGUUCGCAUGGAGAAAAUGCAUUAGUUACCAGCGCUAUUUCAAUAAAUGCAUAUCAUCUGACGAAAACGAAUUUAAGUUUGAAAGGAUGAACACUUGCGGCAGAGAUACCAGCACAUCGCAAUUCAGGAUAUCAGAAGGUGUGCCGGCUUUGCCGAGAGAGUUUCCUCAUAUGGCGGUCAUUGGUUGUCAUAACCCGGUUUACACAGACGACGCUGAUAUUAUUUGGGUGGGAGGAGGGUCUCUCAUCAGCGAAAGAUUCAUCUUAACAGCGGCUCAUAUUAUAUCGGAGAACAAGCUUGGUCGAGUUCGUUACGCGUUGCUGGGAACCCUGAAUAAGACAGACACAAGAUCGGGUAUUCUGUGCAACAUUGUCAGAACAAUUCCUCACAAAUUGUAUGAAAAGGGAGAGAAACAUCACGAUAUAGCCUUACUGGAGCUGAACGAAAGAGUAAAGUUUAACGAAUUCGUGCGACCAGCUUGCCUGCCCCUGACUAAAAGUGACGUCGAUAACGAGAGGAUCAUAGCCGGGUGGGGGGAGACAGGUGAAGGAGGGAAGAGGGGGAAGGCGUCAGAAAUUCUCUUGAGAGCAUCAGUUUGGGAGGAUGAAAGUCUUUGCAGCCAAAAGUUUGACAGUCUCUACCGAGCGGAUAUAAUGAUAUGCGCCAGAGGGGCGGUGAGCCCCAUCACAGAAGAUACUUGCAAGGGCGACAGCGGUGGACCCUUGAUGGCGCUUUUCAAGAAUCUAAGCUGCUCAUAUUCAAUCGAAGGAAUAGUCUCCUUCGGACCUAGAUGUGGGAAAAGUGCAGGCGUCUACACUAGAGUGUCACUAUUUUUAGACUGGAUCAUUGACAAUGUCUGGCCUCAAGAAUGGCAGAGUUAUAAAGAAUUGACUAAUUAAUAAAUAUUAAAUGUCGUUAAUGUGUUUAAAUGUAUUCUGUUGAGAAAAUAUGCCAUUAUUGAAAUUAAAUAAAAAUUCUUAAUAAUUA